Messenger RNA from Humulus lupulus (European hop), 1320 nucleotides. RefSeq names its product putative F-box protein At5g55150. Gene Ontology annotation, molecular function: protein binding. The coding region runs from base 1 to 1320 and encodes 439 amino acids. NCBI's taxonomy places the organism in Eukaryota, Viridiplantae, Streptophyta, Magnoliopsida, Rosales, Cannabaceae. The record is from RefSeq and is a predicted model, not a curated record. The transcript has a single exon.
AUGUCGACAUUUUCUAAUAAAAGAUCAAAGCCCUUUAUAGAGCAGACUGUAGUGAAUAGAGAUGUAUUACAAUUAAUAUUCGAUAAACUUUCUUUGGUAGAUUUGUUUCGAUGCAAGCAAGUUUCUUCUUCAUGGAAUUCCUGUAUCAAAUUUAUGAAGAUCCCUCCAUGUCUAAUGCUUCCUAAGCCAAAGGAUGAAGAUGGUGAUGAUCAUACUAAUAAUCAUCAUCAUCGAUUCUUUAGCCUCUCCUACAAAAAGGAUACUGAAGAGUUUUACAAAUUUCAUACUGAAAUUAUUGAUGACCAUGACACUUUGUUCUUGGGAUCUUCUAGUGGCUGCCUUGUGAUUUUGAACAAAUCACAAAAAAACUCUUUUCUUCUCAACCCUUUUUCUGGACAGAAACUCCACCUUCCAUCUAUCAAAACACUACCACCACCAACAACCACAUCCCAAAACAGACACUAUUUUCUCCAUAACACUAACCAUACCACAUUUGUUUCUAAAGCUAUUGUCGUUUUAUCAGUUUCUGAUUCUGGUGAGGAUAAGAAGGAGAGAAACGACAACAACACUUGGGUUGUCAUUAUACAUGGUUAUGUAUCUCGAAAACUUGCAUACUGUAAAGCUGGAGGAGAUUCGUGGACUAAUUUGGAGGACUCUGAUAUUCCAAACAUGUCUUUCUGUGACAUUUUGGGGCACAGAGGUCGUUUAUAUGCUUUGUCAAGUUCCAACACUGUUCAAGUCUGGGAUUUUCAGAGUAACACUAGUGGUUCUUUCCCCACUAAAGUCAUGUCAUUUGUUCCAAGUUCUCAGCCUUGUCUUGGUUUGGAUAGUGGGAAAUUUCUACAAGACAGGUACUUUUGUCAGAGUUACUUGGUGGAAUCAAUGGGGGAGUUUCUGCUGGUGACAAGGAUUGUGGGGAACUUUGUCAACUCAGAUGGUGAGUUGCUUGAUGAGGCUGAUCUUCUCGAUGAUGAGAGUACACACCCUUUGAUCUGUCCGUACGCAACAGUGGCAUUUUGUGUUCACAAGAUGAAGAUGAACGAGUGGGAGAAGGUGGAUAGUUUGGGGGGUCGAGCUAUUUUUAUUGGAGGGAGUGAAUCCAUGUCUUGUUCUACUGAGUUUCUCCCAGAAUAUCAUGGAAACUCAAUCUACUUUACUGAUGAUAAUUGGGAUGAGAUGACUACUGAUUAUUUGUAUGGUGGUCAUGACAAUGGAGUCUACAGUAUGGAUACUAAAGCUGUUGCAGUUCAGCCUUGGCUUCAGAUUCAUGGUCACAAGAUUAAUCCACCACCACUUUGGUUACUUCCUAGACUUUAUUAG